UAUCUGUGAUCAGACUGUUAACUUUUCUUUCAUAUCUGGCCAUGGAUCAUCCUCGAAAAACUUGGUCAAGAAACCUUGCAUCUCUGUCCUUCCAUGGAACAUGACACUAUUCUUAGAGCAUGAAAUUUUCAAUAUGCCAAAGAGUUCGGGAUGGACCUUUGAUUUCGUAUCCUUAAUAAGCGUUGAUUCAUACCCUCCACUUUUUUUUUCAUUACUUUUUUGUCCCUUGAUGUGCCUUUUUAACAUUCGCGAAACAAAGGUGAAAAACAACAGACAAUUUUCUGAGUUCGUUUUCUAUCUCAAUCUUCAGAGAUAGAGAUCUGAACUCGGGUUGUCUGUCAUUGAACCAUAAUCUCUAGAAAACCUUUUUUUUUUCUUGCAGUUGGUCAGAUUUUCCGCUGUCAUUGCUUUUGGAUUCAUAGUAUAGAAGAGGAAAAUGGCAUUCAGUGGGACAACAGAGAAAUGCAAGGCUUGUGAUAAGACUGUUCAUUUUAUUGAUUUAUUAUCAGCUGAUGGAAUUUCUUAUCACAAGACUUGCUUCAAAUGCAGCCAUUGCAAUGGACUUUUGGUGAUGAGCAGCUAUUGCUCAAUGGAAGGAGUCCUAUAUUGCAAGCCUCAUUUUGAGCAACUGUUCAAGGAGACCGGCUGUUACGCAAAGAAAUUACAAAGUAAGAUCCCCUUCUUUUCCAAACCAAUUCUCUUCACCCCAUCGAGCUCGCAGGCAAGGGCUCCGAGCAGAGUUGCAUCCUUCUUCUCUGGCACACAAGAUAAAUGUGGAGUCUGUGGCAAAACUGCGUACCCGUUAGAGAAGGUGACUGUGGAGGGAGAAAACUACCAUAAAUCCUGCUUCAGGUGUUCUCAUGGGGGUUGCUUCCUUACACCAUCGUCAUAUGCUGCACUGGAUGGCAUCCUCUACUGCAAGCCCCACUUUGCUCAGUUGUUCAAGGAGAAGGGCAGCUACAGUCAUCUUACUAAGCAAGCUUCCUUGAAGAAAAAUUCAGCAGGAGCUUUACUGGAAGGAAAAUCUGAGGCUGAAUCCGAACCCGAGUCUGAAUCCGAAUCAAAGCCAGAAGAUGAGCCAAAGCCAGAAGCAGAGGCAGAAGAACAAUCUGAUCAACCUGUUGCACAAGACCAAUAUUAGAAUGCUCACUGAACCUUCAGGGGACAUCGGGCUUUAUCCCAAUUGGGUUUUGGCCUUGUUCUUUUUUCACUCUCGUCUCAUGAAGAAGUUCCAGGGGCUCCAGGGUCUCCCAGUUCUCCCACUUGCAAGCAAAUUCAACCUGUUGAUCCAAAUUAAUGUCAUUCUUAUUGAUAUGGAAAUACUAUGAAAAUGGAAACCAAAAUUGUUUUUGUUUUCCUUCAUUGAAGAAACAUCUUAUUUGCAAGCAAGCCUUAACUGUAAUGGGGACCUACGGGGGGUUUUGUGUAAAUGGUAAUCCUUUCAGAAUUCGGACUCUCACCCAUAUGAAAUGAGAUCAAUUCACUUUUUCGUCACUUGAAA
This is a messenger RNA of Durio zibethinus, 1501 nucleotides long. NCBI's taxonomy places the organism in Eukaryota, Viridiplantae, Streptophyta, Magnoliopsida, Malvales, Malvaceae. The record is from RefSeq and is a predicted model, not a curated record.